AUGCCUGAACCGACAGGAAUGAGCGAAUCAAAAGCUUCUCUUAGCAAUGCCGAUUCACUGCUGGAAACAUUGGCAGAUGCGGUAAAAGAGGCUUUCAUGGAAUCGGGUCAACCCUCAGCCUCCGCGGCGAAACAUCGUCAGAAAAACGGUUUGUCCGAUAUGAUUGGGGGUCAGUCAAACGCAUUGGAUCUCUCGGAAGUUUCUUCGCUUCCUUCCUUUCUGCAGACAUCUCGUUCAAGCUCUACACACAAUCUGCCAACGCCUGCGGUUGGGUCUCUCGGCGGCUUCUUGGGAGACAGCUUGACACUACGGAUCCACAACGCAAGAGCAGCCACAGAGAAGCUUCCAACCGACUCUUCCACUAAUCCUUCCUUUCUGGGAGAAUUGUCACGAAUCGUUGCGGAAAUAUCAGGCAUCGACCCCGCAGCAGCUGCCAAGCUCACAGAUACUGUUCUGGAUGCUCUUCAUGUGGAUUCGUCCGCUGUUGCUGCAGCCAUACCAAAGGUAGCAACCGAAGCUUCUGUUUCAGCUUCCGAUUUACUCCCACUUGUCAUACCUGCUGUUGCCAAGGCCAUGAACCAACCUCUACCUCCGGAGCCUCCUAUGAGCACGCUAGAUAUGGUAGAAACCUUGAACAAGGUCCUUGAACAAGGAACAACGGUCAUCAAUGACCUCAGCAGAGCUUUGGAAGAUAUCACUGAUCCGGCUCUUCUAGCAGUUGUCAAUCAACUAGCUUUGAUUGUGAGCGCUGUCGCUGACUACUUGGACAAGCCUCUUUGCGCUGUUGAUCAGGUCAUGGAUGGAACUUCUUUUGAGGAAGUAAUACCUUGUGAUGAGGUUGAAACCGGGUCUCUUACUUCAGCCAGUCAAAUCACAACACUAGCUACCUCUGGUUUACCUGAAUCACCAACCAAAACUUCUGUGUGA
This is a messenger RNA of Trichoderma atroviride IMI 206040, 927 nucleotides long. The record is from RefSeq and is a predicted model, not a curated record. Lineage: Eukaryota; Fungi; Ascomycota; Sordariomycetes; Hypocreales; Hypocreaceae.